UGCCGGGACGAGGAUUGGCUCGGCGGUGCCGCAGCCCGCCCCCUCCUUCCCGCGUCCCCUCCCCGCCAGCUUCGCUCCCUCGCUCCCGUGGCACCGGGGCGUCAGGCACCCAAAGAGCAGCCUUGGGGAGCCAGCCUUGGGGGGGACACGCGUGGGAAAAGGGGGGGCACGCAUCCCCUUCCCUUUCCCCGCUGGGACGCACCGCCGCUUGCCUUCCCAGCCGGCCGGAGGGGCGCACGGGGAGCGUCUCCCAACUUUUCGGCCAGAGGACGGGACAAAAAAAUAACCAAAAAAGUCGCCCCGGGUUCGUAAGAGGGGACCGAGGCACUUAACCUGCCACCCAUCUGUGCACUGGCUCCUGCAGCAGAAGACAUCGGCUCAGCCCCAGAAGCAGCUUCCAGCAGCACCCAGGGUGACCGCAGACCCCCUGUGGACACAUCUGUGCCACCACCAUCCCUCCCUGGGUGAGGGAGCAGCACCCACCGCUCCUCGGGAGGACCCAUCCCCACCAAGGCCACCGAUUGCUGGGGCGUCCCCACCCUGGGUGACUCCAUGAGCGUUACGUAGGCCCACCACUGCCACCAGAUCAAAGCCAAGGCGAGGCGAGCUGCUCCCCCCGGCAAUGGGGAUGCCGGGGAUGUGACAGGCCACUCCGGCACCAGAGGCUAGUUUUUUGGGGGUUUUGGCAGGCGAGGGGACGAGGAGGUGCAAGAUGAGCCUGGGGAAGCUGCCGGUGCUCAGCUGGGUGUCGGGCUCCCAUGGCAAGCGUCGGCUGAAGUCGGAGCUGACGCCGGACAUGAUCAGCCCGCCGCUCGGGGACUUUCGGCACACCAUGCACGUGGGCCGCGGUGGGGACGUCUUCGGGGACACCUCCUUCCUCAGCAACCACGGUGGGACCGAGACGGCCAAAGCCAACAACUUCUUCACCCGGACGCUGCGGCACGUCCGACGGACACCGCUGAGGAGCCGGAGCAGCGGGAGCCAGGUGGUGGCAUCGCCCGAACCGCCCGCCAUCUCGCCCAUCAUCAAGAACGCCGUGUCGCUGCCGCAGCUCAACGAGGGGACGUACGACGGCGGCGGUGGAGGUUUGACCAGCAAGUUCUCCUUCAAAAGUGCCUCCAACAGCUUCUCCAAAACACACCAGGCCUAUGGGCUGGAGUCUGGAUUUUGCACCAUCCCUCGCGUCCCUCGCCUGGAAAAGGCCCAGGAGAAUACCUUCCCCGGGGAAGCAGAGCUCGCGCGCUCGGACUCCCUGCUGUCCUUCCGCCUGGACCUGGGGCCCUCCCUCAUGAGCGAGCUCCUCCAGGUGAUGAGCUUCUCCGAAACCAACGGGAGCGAGGCAGCUGAGGAUGGCCAAGACCUGCCCGGAAGCCGCACAGUCCCACAGGGUGAGGGGACCGAGGAUGGGGUCCCCCCGGGGCCGGCAGCAUCCCAUGGAGAGGUGAAGGCAACAUCCAGCUUCUGGAACCGCUCCGAGCAGGCCAGCUCGCUGCUGGGACUGUCCGUCCGUGCCAACGGGGAGGCACACGCCAUCGAGCGUGCCAGAGAGGACCCGGGCUGGGCUUCAGGGCCGGGGGCAGCACCCGGAGGGACCCUGUGGCAGGGGCACUGGAACGACUGCUCCAUCGAGGCGGGAGAGUUUGAGCGGGCAGCCGAGGUCCUGGCUCGCCAUUACGGGGGGACGAGCACCCCACGCAGCUCGGAGAAGGGCGAGGGUGCCCGGCAAGCCCGGACACAGGCCGCGUGGGAGAGCCCCAGCAGCAGCUUGUGGCGGUCGCAAGUGCCAGCGGCAAGACGGUCCCCAGAGACCACCUGGAACCAAGGAGAUGAGGAAGAAGAGGAGGAGGAGGAGGCUGAGCUCCCCAGCCUGCAGGAGGGGUACAGUGGCACCCGGGGGGGCCGCAACAAUUCCUUCGAGUAUGCUGAUGAGGAGGAGGAGGAUGAUGAAGUCAAGGUGUGAAGGGCCAUCCCUCCCAUCAUGGCUCCCCCCUCCAAGGACACUAAUGCCAAGGUCUUUGCCCUCCUCCCCGUGCCCCGCCACCGGGUGGAGGUCACACCUGGCAGGAGACCUGGCAGGAGACCUCCUGGUCUCUGGCUGAGGGCAGUGGGGUGCAAGGGGGGCAGGAGGAGACCCCAUCUGCCGCCGGGCCCCCCAGGGCUGUCAGGGUGCUGCAGGGACAGGUGAGGGCUGUGCAUCACAGUGUUCCAUGUCACAGCCCUUCCCCGUCCUCAUUAGGUGCCAAAGGGACAAUCCCACGUGCCAAAGAACCCCCCCAAGCCCCUUUCCACCCCAUCCCACAUCCCCCCCCCCAGCAAGCAAACGAUGUGCUCAGGAAAGGGAAUGGUGACAGACAGGGAGCAGA
Molecule: messenger RNA, 2363 nt
Organism: Oxyura jamaicensis (ruddy duck)
Lineage: Eukaryota; Metazoa; Chordata; Aves; Anseriformes; Anatidae
Gene: CDC42EP1
Product: CDC42 effector protein 1
Exons: 3
Coding region: 713-1960 (415 amino acids)
Source: RefSeq, a predicted model, not a curated record